This is a messenger RNA of Chelonia mydas (Green sea turtle), 2306 nucleotides long. RefSeq names its product proline rich mitotic checkpoint control factor (gene PRCC). The coding region runs from base 382 to 1908 and encodes 508 amino acids. The record is from RefSeq and is a predicted model, not a curated record. Lineage: Eukaryota; Metazoa; Chordata; Testudines; Cheloniidae. Gene Ontology annotation, cellular component: nucleus. The transcript has 7 exons.
GUCGUCCCGCCCGUGGGUGAGUAUGGACUCCACGUCCCGAGGUGCAGCGCGGCGACCCCCCUGCGGAGAGCCAAUGGGGCUCGGCCGCGGUGCCCUCUGGGAGUUGUAGUUUUGUUGUGCUGAGGGGGGCUCUCGGCGGCCAUUAGCUGUGUGCGCGCUGGGCUGGCUGAGAGCGGCUGGGUCGGAGCCUUCGCCUCCCCUUUCCACCCGGGGGUGGAGCUGCCAUGGCGGCCCGCGCGGCUUAGCCCCGCUCCCCUCCCCCCCCCCAGCUCCGGGAACGGCGGAAGCGGGCGCGGCCUAGUCGCGCGGGCGGAUCCCCGGGCUCGCGUAGCGGCCGCUGCCGCCCAGGGCUGCCCCUCGGCCGGCCGCGGGGCGGGGGCCAUGUCCCUGGUGGCCUAUGGCAGCAGUGAGGAGGAGAGCGAUGCGGAGGAGGCCUCCGGCGAGGAAGAGGAGGCCCCCCCCGUCCAGCCCCCCCCGGGCAGGGGGCUCUUCUCUGCCCUGCCCCCUCCCAAGCUCCCCCUGCUGCCCCCCCACCAGCUUCUGGGUUCCGGCUUCCCCCUGCUGCCCCCGCCCCACGGGGGGCCGCCCCCUCCCUUCAUGCUGGGGCCCCCUCCCUCAGUCCGGGGCUUCAGCACCCCCCCUCCAGGGAUGAGCCCGGCCCAGGCCUCUGCUCUGGGGCUGGGCCUGCCUGAGCCAGCAGGCUUGGGGAGCCUGGCGGGGGAGCAGCCCAGGCUUGGGGGGCUCCCCCUGCCCCCGCCCAGGGACCCCGCUGGACUGAAUCUCCCCCCUCCUGCCAUGGCCUGCGCUGCUCCCCCCGGGGCCGGCUCCGGCCUCCCCAAGCCGAAGAAGAGGAUUGCGGCGCCCGAGCUGCACAAGGGGGAUUCAGAUUCAGAGGAAGAUGAACCAGCAAAGAAGAAAAACUCUCUUCAGGGACUCAGUGAGGGCUCUGGCUUGUCUGCUUUGCUUCCUCAACCCAAAAACUUGACGGUGAAAGAGACAAACCGGUUGCUUUUGCCCUAUGCUUUCUCGAGGAAAACAGCAGAAAAUGCCUCUGAGUCGAAACCAGCUAAGGCUCCAAUCUCCUCCUCCAAGCCAAAACCUCUGUCCAAGCCAGCAGUGGCCACGACUCCUUCGCCAUCUGCCAUCAAGGCAGCUGCCAAGAGUGCUGCCCUACAGGUGACCAAGCAGAUCACCCAGGAGGAGGAUGACAGUGACGAAGAGCUAGAGCCAGAGAACUUCUUUUCUUUGUCUGACAAAAGUGAGCCCAGCGUGGUCAGCGCGGAGACGUACGUGUAUUCCGGCACCGUGGUGACAGAGGAUCUGCCCCCUGGGACGGAGCCAGAGCCUGAAUUCCAGGAUGCUGCCGCUAAUGCCCCUCUGGAGUUCAAGACGGCUGCGGGUUCAAGCACCACUCAGCACAGCUGGGCCCCCAAACCCGGAGAAGACUAUGGCAACCAGCCAUUUAACCAGUUCCCUGGCUACAGCGAUGCCAGUGCCCCGGGGGCAUACUAUCAGGAUUACUACCCCAGUGGCUAUUACCCAGAGAUGGAUCCAGCCCUAGGACCAGCACAGGAGAUGAGCACCGAUUCGUCCUUCAUGGAUGAUGAAGCGUUCAAGCGUCUCCAAGGUAAACGGAACCGUGGGAGGGAAGAGAUCAACUUUGUGGAGAUCAAAGGGGAUGAUCAGCUGAGUGGAGCCCAGCAGUGGAUGACCAAAUCCUUAACAGAGGAGAAGACCAUGAAAUCUUUCAGCAAGAAAAAAGGAGAGCAGCCCACAGGACAGCAGAGAAGAAAACACCAGAUCACGUACCUGAUCCACCAGGCGAAGGAGCGAGAGUUGGAACUGAAAAACACAUGGUCCGAAAACAAACUCAGCCGGCGUCAGACCCAAGCCAAAUAUGGAUUUUAGCACCUCUCCUGUUCUGUGGGCAUUAGCCCAGAUGACCUACCAUGUCAGACUCCUCCUGGCCUACCAGGAAUUGAGGAGGCCCCUGGAUCUAACUGUGUGGGUGGGAGGAUACAGCACUCCCCUGUCUGUGAAGAGAAGGGUUAAAUACUAACCAUUUCUGAAACCCACGCUGUAAUUUUUUUAAUGAUAAUGUAGAAGGCUCAAAUCAAGUCUGGUUCGUGCAGCUGGGGACUCUAGCACCGGACAGCCACAGGCUUGUCCAAAGAGGACAUGACUGGCGCAAAGUUUUGAGCUCUCAUCCUGUAGGUGUACAGACUACCAAUUUUUUUCUUUAGUCACCAGAACCUUAGGUAGAGUCUCAAUAAAUUUCCAAGUCCAACACUGCUCCUUUCUUUGGA